UACUGUAGCCAGAUCAAGGCGAAAGGCGAUUUUCUCAAUAAAAGAUUAGGCCUACAGUUCGAUAGAUCACGAUGGAAUUGAGUUCUUUGGAAAUCAACGAGAUAGCGAGUCUAAUCGACAUCAAUGUUAUUCGAAAACUUGGAUUGCAUUUUGGUUUUGAACAUGCAGAGAUACAGCGUUACGAAAAGACGAAUAACCAAAAUCCUUCACAAUGUAUUGGCACCGAGGAUAUGAUGGUUGCCUGGCACAGGAAGGGCGGGACAAGGGAACAGCUCUGCGGGGCUCUCAGAGCAGUUGAUCAAAGCAGAUUAGCCAUCAGAAUUGAGAGCGGUGAGUUUCGGGUUGCACCAGUUGCUGCACCAGCUGCUGUACCACUUUCUUCACCAGUACCAGUUUUGGUACCAGGACCAGUACCUACACCUUCGGGUAUGCACAAUCCUCCAUGUACAGCCGUGAAGCAACAGACUGGAGAGCCUGAGGCAGCUUUACAUGCACAGUCUUCUAAUAGCAAUGAUAGGCCACAUAGAACAGGAAAGGUAGCAGCAAGUGUUGAUCUUGAAAGAGUUAUACCAAAUAUUGCACAGGAUAUUCGGCAAGAUCAAAUUAACCAACUUGGUCGUGCUCUUGGUUUUAGACAAGCCGAAAUAAAAAGAUAUGAAUCAACAAACGUCAUAAUGGGCAAAGUGACAGUGACAGGUACCAGAAACAUGCUCCAUGACUGGAAGUCAAGAACGUCUAUAGCAAAGCAAAAGGAUGAGCUAAGGCAAGCACUUGUGGAAUCGGGGUUGACAGAAGUUGCAGACGAGCACCUACCACUGGGUGAGUUUCGGGUUGCGCCAGUUGCUGCACCAGCACCAGUUCCGGUACCAGGACCAGUACCUACACCUUCGGGUAUGCACAAUCCUCCAUGUACAGCCUCAAAGCAACAGACUGGAGAGCCUGAGGCAGCUUUACAUGCACAGUCUUCUAAUAGCAAUGAUAGGAAUUGCAGCUUGAUGGAAAAUACAUUGGCCAAAAUGGAGUCUUUGAAUACUUCUGUACUUUACAGGCCACAUAGAACAGGAAAGGUAGCAGAAAGUGUUGAUCUUGAAAGAGUUAUACCAAAUAUUGCAAAGGACAUUCAGCAAGAUCAAAUUAACCAACUUGGGCGUGCUCUUGGUUUUAAACAAGCUCAAAUAAAUAGAUAUGAAUCAACAAACAUCAUAAUGGGCAAAGUGACAGUGACAGGUACCAGAAACAUGCUCCAUGACUGGAAGUCAAGAAUGUCUAUAGCAAAGCAAAAGGAUGAGCUAAGGCAAGCACUCGUGGAAUCGGGGUUGACAGGAGUUGCAGACGAGCACCUACCACUGGGUGAGUUUUGGAUGGCAUAGCUGGGAUCUUACAUAGAGAAGUGUGGCAAAGUUCAUUUGAUAUUAUACUGAAAUAAAUGCUCGUAAAAUCAGAAUCAGAGACUCCUCUCAAUGGCUACCAGCAAUAUUUGACAGUCAUGACCCAUUGGAAGAUCUGGUCACUAGGCACACCCGCAAAUAUCCAAUGUAGUCGUUGCUGACAGACUCGUCGUGAAACUGACCAAAGACAUACUUGGAGACUUGAAAGAAGACAAGUAUGGUUGAGAAUCUGAAAUAUUGCAGGGGAAGUCAACAUGGAUCUUCACUUGUUUCCUUCCAGUCAGAUUGAACUGUAAUAUAUAUAUAUACUAGUCUCAGAUGAAUCCAUGUAUUAUUUGUGAGUUUCUACAAAUUUGUGAGUUUCUACAAAUUGCAAGAAGCCAGAAAUAAUAUAGACUAAAAAACUAUCUUUACAUAAUUUUAGUUGAUUAUUCUAUUACCGAGUAUCGCGAUCAUAAUCUGAGCAUUGCACUUGUAUGAUUUUUAAAAGACAAAACAUUUAACCUGCCACGGUAUGGUAACUUUGAUAUCAUAUUGCAACUCAAUGAAACUGAUGGUAUAGUUUAACCUUGCUUACCUGAAUAUAUUUAUUUUUGUAGAAGACUAUUUAAAUGCUCUGUUAUCUCAAAUGAUUUUUUUUUUUAAUAUUUCAUUGAAAACAAUUAUUUCACCUAGAAAUCAUAAAUUUUGCCAAAUAUGAGAUUAAUGUUUAUGUUACAAGAACCAUACAUUAUGGGUGAGUGAGUUAGCUCUGUCGGUGAAGCAUCAGCCUAUUGAACCAAAGGUCGUGGGUUCGUCGUGUUCACCCUGGGCAGAUGACUGAAGCUUACAUGUGUGUUAAUGUGCACCUUCUCCUGUUUCAUAGAUGCAGGCUAUGUUACAGUUGAAAUCACUCCAUCCCUCGGAUUGGACGUUAAGUGGAGGGUUAUGGAACCCCCUUUUAAAGGAGAGUAACCACCUUUGCAAUGUACUAUUCAUAUGGAGUAUGGGGAAACACCGCUACCCUAAUCAGUUAUAUCCGGAGGAGAGACCUGCAGGUCAUCAGUUUGCUUUCUGCCUCCCAGGCAUGGAUGAUGCCAAACAAAAUGAUAAUAAUAAUAAUUCAAAGUGUUCAGUCUGUUUUACUAUGUGUUACAGUUAGGUUAUAAUGAGUUUAGAGAGUUUUAACUGAAAACUCUGAAAACAUAUUCAAUACCAAAGCUUGUCACCUGCUUCGUGGUAACCUAGCAACUAGACCAUGUUAUUUUAGCUUUCCAAAAGAAAGACAUAGCUCUAUGAACUUAUGAGAACCUGGUCAUGGAAGUAUUCAUCACAUCUGGCAAGGUUUGAUGGAGGAAAUAAUGAUGAUAGUAAAAACUUUCUUCAACAUAUGAUCCUGUGUUAAUGCUGUAUGAUAGUGUAAUCAUCUGUAAUGCAGCAAAUCAUGUUCUGCAUCAUUUACUAAAUUUUCCAGCUACAGUGAAGAUUUAAUGAAGCGUGCUGCAGCUGUAAGAUGAACCUAACAAGUUAUUUAUCAGUGAUUGUUUGAAAAAAAAAUCUUCAACUCUCCACCUGUCGCAAGGGGUUGGAACAUUCCAACCUCUUGAUUCAUUUUGUCCAUUUCUUCCAAACUUGAUGAAAGUGUAAUAAGUGCCUUUUACACAACUGUAAAUACAUGUAAUAUGUUUGAAUGUCAUGAAAAUGCAAAUUAAUGUCAGCAUUUUAUUCUACAUGUACAAAUAUUCAUAAUGGACUGUAUUUCUUUUUCAGGGGGGCUGCUUGAUAACGCUAUAAGUUGAUAGAUUACUAUUGACUGAACAAUGCUCUAGAUUAUAAAGUGCCAUUUUAGGUAGGCCUACUGAAUGUUUCUCAGAUUAUGAUAUUUAACAAAAGGGACUAUAUUCUCAAUAAUCAUAUUAGAUUUUUGUAUUAGGAAAUAAUUUGCAUUGAAAGGAUGUAAAUUAUUUUAAUCUGCAUACAUGUACAAAUAUGUCCUUUGAAUAUAUGUGAUAUUAUUCAAACCAUUAGUCAAGGUUGGGUCGCACAUGCAUGUCACACAAAUUUUCAACCUAUAGUCUUCCAUUUCUAAUAAGUUUGAUAGGGCAAAAUUUGUAAUAGUGUGUGAAGCAGACAGUACCUUUCCUAACCAUCAUGUGCAUUCUUGUUAAGGCAAUUUGUGAGCUUUCAAAGAUUAUACACUGUCAAUGAAAAAAAAGAAGAUCAUUGACAAUAUUGAAAAUAUUGUGCAUUUUACUUAUUUCCAUAGUUUCUAAAUAUAUUUUCUAUUUGUUUUUCAGUCUUUGGGAGAGUCAUUGUCAUAAUUUUAUGAUUUUUAUUUCGUUAAUCAGUUUAUUUGCUCUUGAUCAAAAUUAAUUUGGUAUUCGCACCACGUUUCUUUGACAAAUGAUGCCAUCAUUAGGAGGAUAAUGUACUUGGCAAAACUUAGAAUGGAUGUUAAAUUUCUUGACAAGGAUGUAUCUACCAAUUAUUUAAGUAUUAACUUGAAAUCAUGAAUUGAAACAUUUCUAUCAUUUUAAUCAGAUUGACAAACAGAGCAGAGGGUAUAAUCAUUACUAUCAUGUAAUAAAAAUGAUAUGUAUAUAUAUUUUGAAAACGUCUUUCAAAAAUCCGGCAAUAUAUUUUUAUAAUAUAUAGAAGUUGUUAUAAAUGAAAUAUUACAUUUGUAAUCUGAAAAUAAGCGGAUGAAAAUAUGUCCCUUUUAUCAUUUUAUAUUACUUAGGCAAGUGCAUUUAUUUCUUCUUAUUAAUUUUUUAAGGAAAAUCAUAGUUUAUUUAUUGUUUAUUUAUUUAUUCUUUUUUUAUGUACAGUCUUCAUUUCAUUCUUAAAGAAUAUAUAUAUAUGAAUUUUUGUUACAGUAUGUGUUUUUAGAUGAUUGCAUUCCAAUGUCAAGGUAAUUGGUUUAGUGUUGUGAAUGUUGUCUGAUAUUUCAAAAUUAUGAGUAUUUUCUUAUAGAACAAAAUUUAUUCUAUAUUGUCUUUAUGCGUUUGUACUCAAAUCAUUUAAUAGUACUUUGGAUGGAUAUCUGUAUUUUUAUUACAAACGAUUUUAUACUGUACUUCGUAUUAAAUGUAUAUUUUGGAAUAUGCAGAAGGAAACGCUUAUCCAUUCAUGAUGCAAUAAACUGAAUGAAUGU
Lytechinus pictus (painted urchin) is the source of this 4521-nucleotide messenger RNA. RefSeq lists its product as uncharacterized. Gene Ontology annotation, biological process: signal transduction. Lineage: Eukaryota; Metazoa; Echinodermata; Echinoidea; Temnopleuroida; Toxopneustidae. The record is from RefSeq and is a predicted model, not a curated record. The transcript is spliced from 8 exons. The coding region runs from base 72 to 1370 and encodes 432 amino acids. Gene Ontology annotation, molecular function: protein binding.